Emericellopsis atlantica is the source of this 1740-nucleotide messenger RNA. RefSeq names its product Phytoene synthase. The transcript is spliced from 3 exons. Gene Ontology annotation, biological process: biosynthetic process. The record is from RefSeq and is a predicted model, not a curated record. Bases 1 to 1740 code for a protein of 579 amino acids. Gene Ontology annotation, molecular function: intramolecular lyase activity; geranylgeranyl diphosphate synthase activity. NCBI's taxonomy places the organism in Eukaryota, Fungi, Ascomycota, Sordariomycetes, Hypocreales, Bionectriaceae.
AUGGGUCUCGACUAUGCACUUGUGCAUGUGAAGUUCACAAUCCCCCUCGCGGGCUUCCUCACUGUCACCGCGAAACCCUUCCUCACCAGUCUCGAUCUGGUGCGCAUCGCCUUCCUCGUUGUCGUGGCCGUGACGGCGACGAUCCCAUGGGACAGCUAUCUCAUCCGCACCGGCGUGUGGACAUAUCCUCCUGACGGCGUCUUGGGAUGGUCCCUCUUUGACAUCCCCGUGGAGGAGCUGUUCUUCUUCGUCGUGCAGACGUACAUCACCUCGCUCAUGUACAUCCUCUGCAACAAGCCCGUCUUGCUGGCCCAGUACCUUGACACGCCCAGCACGAGGAAAGCCUGGGUCCAGAGGGCGAAGACGGCCGGCCAGAUUGCGCUGGUGGCCGCGACAGCAUUUGGGGGCUACCUCAUCAAGCAGAAUGGUGCCGGGACAUACACAGGAUUGAUCCUCACCUGGGCUUGCCCGUUCUUGCUGAUCACCUGGAGCAUGACAGGCGAGAUUCUGCUCACGCUGCCAUGGACAAGCACCCUACUCCCGAUCCUCGCGCCGACCUUUUACCUCUGGGUGGUGGACGAGCUGUCUCUCAGCCAGGGCAUCUGGACCAUUGAGGACAAGACCAAGCUGCAGAGCCAGCUUUUCGGCCAGCUGGAUCUGGAGGAGGCGCUGUUCUUCCUGAUCAGCAACACCUUGGUCGCCUUUGGCAUUGCCGCCUUUGACAAGGCUGUCGCGGUGUGCGACGCGUUCCCCAACAAAUUCCCCCAGCCGUCGGACACGUUGCCGAUCAUGUCGUUGCUGGAGGCGCGCGUUUUGCCCGCCUCGCAAUACGACAUGAAGCGCAUCACGGGCAUCAAGGAGGCGGUCGAGCGCCUGAGGAAGAAGAGCCGCAGCUUCUACCUGGCAAGCUCUGUCUUCCCAGGUCGUAUCCGCAUGGACCUGACUCUACUAUACUCGUACUGCCGCCUUGCCGACGACCUCAUCGACAAUGCAGAGUCCCCCAAAGAAGCGCUCGACUGGAUCUCCAAGCUCAAGGGUCACCUCGACUCGGUCUACUGCGCCCCCAAGGCGGCCAACGCCCAGGACUUUGUGCGCGCCAACUUCCCACCGUCGGCCCACUCUGCGCUGGAGCUGCUGCCCUCUCACAUUGUCUCGGCCGAGCCAUUGUACGCUCUGCUUGAAGGUUUCCGAACGGACGUCGAGUUCACAGCAGAGAGGGAGAGUCCCAUCCGGGAAGAGAGCGACCUGCAGCUCUACGCCGCCCGCGUCGCCAGCACGAUCGGCGAGAUGUGCCUGGACAUUGUCUUUCACCACACGGGCCACAAGGACAACCGACCUUUGCUGUACACCGCGGCCAAAGAGAUGGGCAUUGCGCUUCAGUACGUCAACAUUGCGCGCGACGUGGCCGUCGAUGCUGCCAUGGGACGCGUCUACCUGCCCCAGACCUGGCUAGAGGAGGAGGGCCUCACGGCAGCCGACGUGCUCGCGCAACCGUCCGGUCCCAAGGUCGAGCGCAUGCGCAAGAGGCUGCUGGGCAAGGCCUUUGAGAGGUACAGGUCGUCGCGGGGCUCGAUGGACUUGAUCCCCGGCGAGGCCAAGGGGCCCAUGGUCGUGGCGGUGGAGAGCUACAUGGAGAUUGGCCGCGUGCUCGCUGAGGGCGGGCUGAGGGUAGAAGGCAAGGCCACUGUGCCAGCGUGGAGGAGGAUUGGAGUUGUCUGGAAGACGCUGGUCAAGGCGUGA